AUGCUAGCCCCUGGGCGGGCUGGGCACGAAAAAGAACUUGUUAGUCCUUUUUUCGAAACUGGCGCGUCUGGGGAUAAGGUAUGCCCUAAUCUGUCUAGUCUUAAGCUGAAUAUGCGCGUAGCUUCUACACUUCGUCACAAUGGGUCGCCUGGUAGGAAAUGCGACAUCGACUGCCCUUCUUUGAUGCUCCCAUCCGGCAUUUCCCAAGUCGGGGCUAUUACACAAAAAUUCUUCCUAAUCCUAAAUGCCCCCGUCUACUCAGGUCUGUUUCUGUACAGCGAGCCACUCGACUUCGUCAUCAAGCAGAACAGAAGCGAAAGCGAUUUAUUCUGGCUCGGUCUUAUGCUGGUUCAAGGUUUUGCUAAUCAAGCUGAUCUGAUGCACUCUUCUGGGAGAACAAAGGUGUUGCCGCAUAUCUCCUCAACCGUUGCGGAUACCGCGACCAUGAAUCCGUAUUGCUUCCAGGAUAACCUUACGUAA
Molecule: messenger RNA, 480 nt
Organism: Protopolystoma xenopodis
Lineage: Eukaryota; Metazoa; Platyhelminthes; Monogenea; Polystomatidea; Polystomatidae
Source: the annotation of a GenBank genome assembly